UUAACGCAUUAGGGCUUUGGAAUCGAUUAUUGGACCGAGAAGACAGCGCGCCUCUCCCAGAAAAAUGUCGAAGAAGAACGAUCUAGCUCGCAGGAAAAGGCAGCACGAAUUUGACCUAAGAAGAGAAAAAGUAGAGAAAGAGAAGAAGGAAAAGAAUCUUCAAGCCAAGAAAAAUAAGAUGAAAGUGGACGGUAGCAAAAAUAAGAAGAAGGGUGGGAGUGGAUUUCAAGUAGGAAAGAAGAAGUUAAAGACAAAAUUGACACCAUUGGCGAAAGCUAAAGCUGCCCAGGCAAUGGACCUUGACAAAUGAGAUCAUUAGCGAGUGAGUUGGUUCUAUUAAAAAUGAAAAUAUGCGUUUGAUUGUGUUUAGGUUAGCCAUGGUUGUGCCUAGUUCACUAUUAUCUCUAAUGUAACUUUAAGAAUGAGACAAUUGGAUAACAUUUUUGUUCCAAUACUUAAAUUUCUUGAAAUGAGAUUUUGGCUACUUACGUCUUGUAAA
This is a messenger RNA of Olea europaea var. sylvestris, 499 nucleotides long. RefSeq lists its product as uncharacterized. The transcript has 3 exons. Lineage: Eukaryota; Viridiplantae; Streptophyta; Magnoliopsida; Lamiales; Oleaceae. The record is from RefSeq and is a predicted model, not a curated record. Bases 65 to 310 code for a protein of 81 amino acids.